AUUAUCACCAAAAAGGUUGAUAUGAUUAGAUUUGCAAGUGACAAGAUUGUUCAAAGGCGAUGACAUUCAUCACAAUCUAGUCUUUUCUUUCAUUUUAAACAAUCAAGUGAUGUUAAUUUGCUUUCAGUCCAAACAUAACGGUACAAAUUAAUUUCUCAUCUUUUCCUUGACAAUAAUUUAAUUAUCCACCUCAAUUGUUUUUCUCUGUGAAUUGUUUGUAAUACAAUGGACUCUUAUGAGAAUUUGAUUAAAGAUUAUUGGACCAAUGGAUAUGCUGUGUUCCCUAAUUUUCUUGAUUCAAAUGAUGUCGAUUCCAUUUUGAAAGAGACCAAAAAUAUCGUGGAAACUUUUGAUCUCAAUGAAAAUCGAACUGUAUUCAAAACGGGAAAAGGGCAACAAGGAAAUGACUAUUUUCUCAAUUCAGGAGAUAGAAUUUCUUUUUUCUUUGAAGAGAAGGCCCUUGAUUCUGAUGGCAAUCUAAUUGUUCCUCGUGGUCAAUGUUUGAACAAAAUAGGUCAUGCUCUUCAUCAUUUCAAUCCAAUCUUUAAACAGGUAACAUUCAAUGAUCGAAUCAAAAAUCUGUUAAAAAGUCUUGAAUUCGUGGAACCAGCGAUUGUCCAGAGCAUGAUAAUAUUUAAGAACCCGAAAGUUGGAAGUGAAGUUACAGCUCACAAAGAUGCCGAGUUUCUAUUCACUGAACCAGAGAUUAAAUUGACUGGAUUAUGGUUCGCAUUAGAAGAUGUUACUCUCGAAAACGGGUGUUUAUGGUUCAUUCCAAAGUCUCACAAGGAAAAUGUCACUCGUAGAUUCGUAAGAAGUGAAGACGAUUCGGGGAUCAAAGUUUCAUUCGAUUUCCCUGAAACGGAGUAUGACGAGUCUUCAUUUCGACCUGUUACUGUGCCGAAAGGAUCUUUAUUGCUUAUCCACGGAUUAGUUGUUCAUAAGAGUGGACCUAAUCAAUCGAAUUCACCUCGACCAGUUUAUACAUUUCAUGUAAUCGAUCAGUUUGAGACCAAAUGGUCGCCGAUUAAUUGGCUUCAACCAACAGAACGACUUCCAUUUCCAAGAUUUUAUUAAUAAUCAACAAGAGACGCAAAAGAGAAAGUGAUAUUUUCUGAUAUUAUUUUUACAUUGUAAUAAUUUACUAAUCAAAACAGAAAAAAACAUUGAGCAAUUCAAACCUUAAUUGACAAAGAUCAUUUGAUUAUAAUGAUUAGAAAAAGUUAAUCAGUUUCACUUUAAAACCAGUUAAACUUGUCGAUUAAACUGUUAGAGUCAAUGUUUUUUCUUAUAAUUUCAACGAGUUCAUUGACUAUCAAAUUGAAUUCAAAGUGAAAUUGUUCAAUUGAUUAAGAAACUGGAAAUAAAUGAUAUUCUUCAUCAAAUUCAAGUUGAGAUUCAGAUUUAAUAAUAAUAGAAAAUGUCGAAUCUCUGGUCUUUUAUAUUAUAUAUCAUCUAAAUUGAUCUAAAUAAAUGUUAAUCGUGUUAAUACUGA
Messenger RNA from Panonychus citri (citrus red mite), 1495 nucleotides. RefSeq names its product phytanoyl-CoA dioxygenase domain-containing protein 1-like. The record is from RefSeq and is a predicted model, not a curated record. NCBI's taxonomy places the organism in Eukaryota, Metazoa, Arthropoda, Arachnida, Trombidiformes, Tetranychidae. The coding region runs from base 226 to 1077 and encodes 283 amino acids. The transcript has a single exon.